Molecule: messenger RNA, 2121 nt
Organism: Darwinula stevensoni
Lineage: Eukaryota; Metazoa; Arthropoda; Ostracoda; Podocopida; Darwinulidae
Source: the annotation of a GenBank genome assembly
AUUUCACCAGGCAGACUCGUUUGAGGUUAUGUUUCUGUUAUGAACUUCGGAAUUGUCUUUCUAUUCAUAAAAAUUAGGAUUUUACCUCUGAUCUCCGUUAACAUGUCCAUUUUCCUCCAAGCUCCGAAAAAUAUCAAUGUGCCUUCUUCAUGCUAAAAAACGAGACAUUCAGCCCUCAAACCUUCUCAGUUAUAUAGAAAUUGAAUGCACUUCAUGCAUGAUACGGCCGCAUAUUGAAACUUAUUCACGGAUUUUGUCAUGAAGAAAAGGGAAAAUCCAAGGAAUAUCCUAUUGAUUUCAAGAGACGAACAUGAUACCUUCUCGUCUUCCUGCGUUUCCUUUUUUUUCAACCGGAGCCUCAUAGCGAACACGCUGCGAUUCUUGUGGGAAAAUGAUAAUGAUCCAGUGUGGGGCUUCGCAUUUCCCCUCUAUAGACUUUUCCAUUCCCCACGUGAUGUUUUUGGGCUGAUGAACUGAUGAGCUGAUGAAGGUGAAAAAUUGCGAAAGAGGCCCUUCUGUAUCCCAUCGCGAAUGAGGCAGUGACUGGGUUCUGCUAUUUUUUUCGCAUUUCGACAUAUGUAUUUGAAUCUUUAUCGUGCGACACCUACUCUUCUCUAUAAAAAUCAUGCCUUCCAGCGUUGCCGCUCUCCGUCGCGGUUAGGAAGUGAUCCGUCAGGUCCUUUCCGGCUGAUGGAGUCAAAGUCAAGCUGGUUUGAAAUAUUUUGCAGGAAUAAGAUAUGGGAAUCCGAGAGACAAUGACAUCGUUUUAUUGAAAUGUCACUAGGGAGCGAGAGAGAUAACACGGACCCGUGCUUCCCGAAUCCUUGUGGGGCGCACGCGAAGUGUCGGGCCAGCGGCGGCCAUCCCGUGUGCUCGUGCAUCUACUACGGGAACCCCGAGACGAGCUGCUUCAAGGGUGAAUGCGUCGAGACUCACGACUGCAGCGACGAUCGAGUGUGCAAGGAUUUCUACUGCACGGAUCCGUGUCCGGGGACGUGCGGGAGGGGUGCCCAGUGCAUCGUCCGGAGACACGUCCCCGUCUGCACCUGCCCCGCGGGUCACACUGGCGAUCCCUUCGAACAGUGUCGACGACUCGGCCCCGAGGAGCUGUGCGAUCCGUCGCCGUGCGGGAGAAACUCCAAGUGCGAAGUUGCUUUACAUCUGGCCAUCUGCUCCUGCCUUCCCCAUUUCUUCGGUAACCCCGUCCAAGGGUGCAGAGCGGAGUGCGAAACGGAUUCCGCCUGUGCACAGACACAAGAGUGUCGGCUGUACAAGUGCGUGAACCCUUGCACGGAUGCGUGCGGGGAGAAAGCGGAGUGCCGUGUGGAACAUCACCGGGCCAUCUGCUCCUGCCCCAAAGGGAGCGAGAGAGAUAACACGGACCCGUGCUUCCCGGAUGCUUGUGGGGCGCACGCGAAGUGUCGGGCCAGCGGCGGCCAUCCCGUGUGCACGUGCAUCUACUACGGGAACCCCGAGACGAGCUGCUUCAAGGGUGAAUGCGUCGAGACUCACGACUGCAGCGACGAUCGAGUGUGCAAUGAUUUCUACUGCACGGAUCCGUGUCCGGGGACGUGCGGGACGGGUGCCCAGUGCAUCGUCCGGAGACACGUCCCCGCCUGCACCUGCCCCGCAGGUCACACCGGCGAUCCCUUCGAAGGGUGUCGACGACUCGGCCCCGAGGAGCUGUGCGAUCCGUCGCCGUGCGGGAGAAACUCCAAGUGCGAGGUUGCAUUCCAUCUGGCCAUCUGCUCCUGCCUUCCCCAUUUCUUCGGCAACCCCGUCCAAGGGUGCAGAGCGGAGUGCGAAACGGAUUCCGCCUGUGCACAGACACAAGAGUGUCGGCUACACAAGUGCGUGAACCCUUGCACGGAUGCGUGCGGGGAGAAAGCGGAGUGCCGUGUGGAACAUCACCGGGCCAUCUGCUCCUGCCCCAAAGAUUUCCUGGGAGACCCUCGAAUCCGAUGCUACGCGGAAUGUACGGUACACGAGGAGUGUGCCUAUCACCAGGCGUGCAUUAACUUCAGAUGCACGGACCCAUGCGUGGGGGCGUGCGGGAUGAACGCAGAAUGCCGCGUGGAAAACCACAAGCCCAUCUGCUCCUGCCCGAAAGGCUUCACGGGU